This is a messenger RNA of Pecten maximus, 3391 nucleotides long. RefSeq lists its product as uncharacterized. The record is from RefSeq and is a predicted model, not a curated record. Lineage: Eukaryota; Metazoa; Mollusca; Bivalvia; Pectinida; Pectinidae. Bases 989 to 2161 code for a protein of 390 amino acids. The transcript is spliced from 2 exons.
AUUAUUCAGGUUUUGGUCAGGAUAGCGUGAAGCAUGCACGGAAGUAAGGAUCCCUGAUCUGUGUGACACAACAGUCUGUCCAGUCUGACCCUUUAACUGGGGUGUCUUCACCCCUUAAGGACCUUUACUGGGUGUGACACCAUCAUGGAACCUCCAAGAUACGUUUUGCUAUUUCUGUACCUGCUUUGUGUAUUCACAAUAAGGGUGUCAUGUUCUUUUUCGAAAAAGGUUGAUGUGAGAAAUCCUCGGUUCAACAGAACGACAGUGAGACAUCUAAACACGGGAGGUAACUCUAUUCAGACAAUUCAUGCAAGUAACCGCAAUACUCACAUUGCUGGCAUUACGAAUGGAAAGUCCGUCGGAAUAGGAGGCGUCUUAGGCGCCAAGGAAAGCAAAGCUAUCGGAGACAACUUACGGAAAGGGCUUCGGAAAGUGCUUCCAUUCGGAAAUAAUCUAAAACAGAAAAGUCGACCGUCGUCGGCAGGAAACCACGUGACAAGGAAAUCUAAUUUGAUUUCAAGGCAAGCGAAAGGUAAACAACAUAUGAAAACCACGCGUAAAAACAUGUCGGCUGGAAGAAUUCGAUCUGGUGUGGGAAAUGUUAUCAAUAAAGUAAUCAACGUACACAGAAAGUUUGUUGGACGACCAGCUAGCGUUACCAGAGUUCGGCAGAAUAAGGCCGUAAGCGGUAAUGGAGCUAGUAGCGCUAUUAGUAAAUCGGGUGGCGAAAAUCGUGUCCAACAUAUGCCCAGGAAGACGAAUGUAAAAACCAAGAUGGCGACGGCAACUGGUGUGAUUCAGAGUAAGAACCAGAACACGGGUCGGGGUUCAGCAGCUGGAACGGUUCGAAAUAAUAUUAACACUGUCAACCCAAACACAAGACCGGUACGGGGUCAGACUGUAGCCGUAAGAGGAGUAUCCGGCGAAUUCGCGAUCUGUUUCAUCUAAAAGUAGAGGCGGGACUUCAAGAUCCUCUAACAUCAGACAAAUGUCAUCGCCAGGAUCAUCAAACGGUCGCGGUGUAGCUAUUUCGAGUAACAACCAGCAUCAAAAUGGGAAAGUUUGGAAUAGUAAGGGCAACACAGGAAAUGGAUUUUCUAAAGACAAGAUGUCAGACGGAAGUAUGGGAAUGAAAAAUAGACAAUUUAACAGUGGACAAAAUACUCACCAAUUGGCACGAUUUAAUAAUAGAAAUUCAGGGAGGUUCCAAAACGGACAAAAUAUAAUGCAACAAACAUCACAUCGCGGAGGAGGCGGUGGAAAUCCCUCCUUUCAUGUAUCCUCGGGUAUGCAGUCCAAUAUCAGGCGAAGGAAUGGAGGUAUUCCGAGAGGCAUUUCUAACAGUGGAAAACGAGUAGUGGUUCAAAAUGGCCGACGUAUUAUUGUAUCUCCUUCCCGUUUUAACAUGCAUCGUAGACGUUUCCAAAAUACUCAGCAGCAGCAGCAGCAACAACCGCCACGCCAACGCCAGAUCCGAAUAAUAGGAGAUCCAUUGGACGGUGGUUUGGAAAACAUGGACAUUGAUAAUAUUAUAGGACUGGCUUCGAAAAUCGCGUCUGUCAAAUUAGCCAACUCAGUGUUGUCGUCUGUGAACGGACAGGAGGGGACGCCUCAACUGUCAAGGUUUUUAAUCAACUCCGAACUCGAUAUAGUCCCGGAAGUAAUUGUAACGGCCCCUAGACAAGUCAUACGGGCUCCCAGGCGUAGAGUUACAAUAAAACAGCAGGCACCGGAAGUCGGUCAAUCGAGGACUCCACAAACGGCUACCACCGAGAUCAAGGUAUCUCCGAGCGGGUAUGGGACACCUGUGUUAGUCAGGUCGGGCGGUGUAAUUCAGUACUCGCGCGUGGAUCAGAACGGUAAAGAAAUAUCUAGUAUAACAAUAAGCAAGGGUAAACAAACCAAUGCCGUAAACAAUGCCAACACUGUUAAAACAAAUAAUAAACAGGGCACUGGGUCGGGAACCGGAACUGGGGCAGGAACCGGAAGUGGAAAUGCCGCUAAUGGCGGUACGAGUAAGCAAGCACCUGAAGGGGAAUUAGAAAUGGAAAUUGAAGAGGGUGUUUCAACAACCAUUACUACUAUUGCAGCUUCGACAAAAACUAGCAAACCCCUGUUGCCUCCAACAACAACAGUAGCGAACUCCGUGAUUUUAACUUAAAAGAUUUGAUUCUUUUAGUGACGUCACUGUAUCGGUUUUCGGAAAUAUUCAUGUUAAUAAGAACAUAAGUGAUUGACUAGAGGGGAUAAAUGACCGCCAGUCCAUACCAGGCGAAAAGAAAUAUGUAUUUGGAAAAGAACUUAAUGUGGCAAUAUUUGAAAAAAUGUCUUAGAAUGGAAAUAAAUAGGGGGUACGUUCAGUUAUACAGUAAUAACUGUACCUAGAACACCGAGACGUUCCGAUAUAUGGUAUCCUAUUGAAAGCAGACGGUUGCUAUGGUGACAGAGCUUCGGAAUAUAGCUACCUUUGACAGAUAUCGAUAAUAUAUUAAUUUUAUUAAAUCAUUCACCAAAGGGAUGUAUUCCAAUGUUAUUCAUCAAGGAGAGUAUGUAAAUGACGUCCCCCUAGGAUGAACUUGAACAUCUUUUGUCGAAGGGAAUAGUUAAUCUCGAACUGUACUAAGAAGUUUUCCACCUGGACAUACGUUCGUCUUUUAGUAAUACUCGUUAGUUAGAUCGUUGAUGUAACAUAUGAUCAUGUACAUUAAUUAGAAUUAUUGGUAAUUACCCAGAAAUACAAUAUGACGUAACAAAAGGUCACAGUUGACUAAAUAUAACUUUGAUAAGAUUAAUUACGUCAUGUAAAAAGUUGAUUUAUAUUGUAUUAUUUCCAUUGUAUAUUGUCAUAUGUUAACUAUCAUAUUUUGUUAUAUUUCAGAACGGCAAAAAAUAAAACUUACAAUCUACCUUUUACUGUAAAAGACGAGCAUUCCUGAUACAAAUACGAAAGGUUAAUAUUGCUUCAAAAAUAUACACAAAUAAAAAAAAAUGGAAAAAAGAAUCAAACCUGUCAUAACGUGGUAACUAGAACGAAAUGCAAAUUUUUCAAAAUCGAGCGUGAGCAAUACUUUCAAUUUCAAUUACAUUUUACAUCACAAACACAGAAAACAUCCUUUAUGAAUUUGGAUAAUCUGUUUAGAACAAAACAAACAAACAAACAAAACAAAACAAAACAAAACAAAUAUUAGCACCAUGGCUGGCUGAAGUUAGCAGUUGAUUCGUUAUUGGGGAUUCGAAUAACGAAUCCGCUGCUGGCGGCGGGUUCGUUAUUGGCAGCGGAUUCAUAAUUUGAAUUUUUAUAACGAAUCCACUGCUAACUUCAGCCCGCUCACCAUGGGAACAUCGAAAUAACAUGAAAAAUCAUUAAAAAAACAUUUUGCCGAAAUUACGA